Molecule: messenger RNA, 2193 nt
Organism: Nelumbo nucifera (sacred lotus)
Lineage: Eukaryota; Viridiplantae; Streptophyta; Magnoliopsida; Proteales; Nelumbonaceae
Gene: MAP65-1
Product: microtubule-associated proteins 65-1
Biological process (GO): microtubule cytoskeleton organization; cytokinesis by cell plate formation
Cellular component (GO): spindle; cytoplasm
Molecular function (GO): microtubule binding
Source: RefSeq, a predicted model, not a curated record
CACACUCCUACUUACCGCAUUUUUCUUCUCUGUCUUUUUCCGAGUAGCGCACGGACCGGAGUGCCCAUCGCCUGUGUGUCCCUCGAGACACUCCACUGUGAUGAAACGCUUAGAUCUAAAACCAGAAAUCUCGAGUCCUAGCUCCGAUAACGAUCUUGAUAUAUGAAUAUACUUACCUGGUGAAGGGCCAUAUAUCUUUGUGUCUAUAAGGGGGAGUUGUAAUUUUUAGAAAAGCUACAAUGGCAGUGACCGAGUCUCAGAAUCCAAUUGUUGGAGAAAUAACUUGCGGGUCUUUAUUGCAUCAAUUGCAGCAAAUAUGGGAUGAAGUUGGUGAGAGUGAUGAGGAACGUGACAAAAUGUUGCUUCAGUUAGAGCAGGAGUGCUUGGAUGUUUACAAGAGGAAAGUUGAUCAGGCUGCGAAGUCAAGGGCACAACUUCUCCAGGCCCUGGCUGAUGCCAAAUCUGAACUCUCAAGUCUUCUCUCAGCUCUGGGAGAGAAAACUUUUGUUGGAGUGCCUGAGAAGACGUCAGGGACAAUCAAGGAGCAGCUUGCAGCUAUAGCCCCAGUUUUGGAACAACUAUGCAAGCAGAAAGAGGAGAGAAUAAAGGAAUUUUCUGAUGUACAGUUGCAGAUUCAGAAAAUAUGUGGAGAGAUUGCUGGAAACUUAAAACUUAGUGAGCAAAUAGGGACUCCUGUAGUUGAUGAGUCUGACCUAUCCCUGAAGAAGUUUGAUGAAUUUCAUGCUCAACUUCAAGAACUUCAAAAGGAGAAGGCUGAUAGGUUGCACAAGGUCCUUGACUUUGUAAGCACAGUGCAUGAUCUCUGUGCUGUAUUGGGGAUAGAUUUCUUCAGUACCAUUACUGAAGUUCAUCCAAGCUUGGAUGACUCCAUUGGUGUUCAGUCUAAAAGUAUUAGCAAUGACACUCUAGCCAGGCUGGCUAAGACUGUACUAGCAUUGAAAGAAGACAAGAAACAAAGGCUGCUGAAGCUUCAAGAGUUAGCAGCCCAGCUAUCUGAUCUUUGGAACCUGAUGGACACCCCCAAUGAGGAGCGUAGUUUGUUUGAUCAUGUUACUUGUAACAUCUCAGCUUCUGUAGAUGAGGUUAUUGUCCCCGGUGCCCUUGCUCUUGAUCUGAUCGAACAGGCUGAGGUGGAAGUUGAAAGGCUUGAUCAGCUAAAAGCGAGCAGGAUGAAGGAGAUCGCUUUUAAAAAGCAAGCUGAACUUGAAGAAAUAUUUGCUCGUGCUCACAUAGAAAUUGAUUCAGAUGCAGCUCGAGAAAAAAUAAUGGCUCUAAUCGACUCUGGGAAUAUCGAGCCUUCUGAGUUGCUGGCCGACAUGGAUAAUCAGAUCUUAAAAGCAAAAGAAGAGGCCCUCAGCAGAAAAGAAAUAUUGGACAAGGUUGAGAAAUGGAUGUCAUCUUGUGAAGAGGAGAGUUGGCUAGAAGAUUACAAUAGGGAUGAUAACAGAUAUAACUCAAGCAGAGGUGCACACAUAAAUCUCAAGCGUGCAGAGAAAGCUCGUAUUUUGGUCAACAAAAUUCCAGCUCUAGUUGACACCUUAGUGGCCAAGACGCAGGCAUGGGAGGAGGACCGUGGCAUGUCAUUUACUUAUGACGGUGUUCCUCUCUUAGCCAUGCUAGAUGAAUAUGCCAUGCUCAGACAUGACAGAGAAGAAGAGAAGCGGAGAAUGAGGGACCAGAAGCGAUUCCAUGAGCAACUAAACACAGAACAAGAAGCCAUAUUUGGUUCAAGGCCGAGUCCCAGCAGACCACUUGGUCCAAAAAAGGUGGUGGGCCCACGUUCUAAUGGAGUUACAAGUAAUACUCCUAGUCGACGAUUAUCUCUGAAUUCCCAUCAAAACGGCACGAGAUCCUUGAGCAAGGAUGGAAAGAGAGACAAUAACCGGCCUGUAGCUCCUGUUAACUAUGUAGCCAUAUCAAAAGACGAUCCAGGAUCACCUGCAUCAGGCACUGACUUGACUGAGGCUUCACCAUGAUCUUUGUAGGCUUAUACAGCUGUGGUAAUAUUAGGUAGUGUAGUUGCAAAAUUAAAGGAAUGUAUCUUUUUUGAUAAGUAAUUAGAGGAAUGCAUCCUUUCAAUAGCAAGUAGAAUUUAUGGACUGGAUGAGAAGUACGUUCACUUGGCAUUUAGAUGCUUUUAUUCAUAACCUUUAUUCGAUCUUCAUCUGCAUC